CUCCAGCAAGGGACACGGGGCCUCUUCUCCCUCUGUCUUUUCCCUCUUUCCAUCCUCUCUCUAUAUAGUCCCCUUCUCUUCCCCUCUGAUCCUUUUCCUUUCCCGUAUGCUCAUGAGCUGGUCUCCAGAGGAGUGCAGGGGCCAGGGAGAGCCUCGGGGUGACAGACACUCCCUCUGUGCCAGGCUGGUGGAGAAGCCUAACAGAGAGCACCUUGAACCUGGCCUGGGACCUAUCAUCACCCGCACGGCUUCAGGACCUGUCCUUGCCUUCUGGCAGGCAGUACUGGCUGGGGAUGUAGGCUCUGUCUCUCAAAUCCUCGCGGACUCCAGCAUUGGCCUGGCUCCAGACUCCAUCUUUGAUACCAGUGACCCAGAGCGAUGGAGAGAUUUCCGCUUCAACAUCCGUGCUCUGAGACUCUGGUCUCUGACGUAUGAAGAGGAGCUGACCACUCCAUUGCAUGUGGCAGCCAGUCGCGGCCACACUGAAGUUCUCCAGUUGCUGCUGAAGCGUCGAGCCAAGCCAGACAGGGCCCCUGGAGGCCGCACCGCUCUGCAUGAAGCCUGUACUGCAGGUCACACGGCCUGUGUCCACGUGCUGUUGGUGGCUGGAGCGGACCCCAACAUCCCCGACCAGGAUGGGAAGCGUCCUCUGCAUCUCUGCCAGGGCCCUGGGAUCCUUGAGUGUGUGGAGCUGCUCCUGAAGUUUGGCGCACACGUGGAUGGUCGGUCUGAGGAUGAAGAAGAGACUCCUCUGCAUAUAGCUGCCCGGCUUGGCCAUGUGGAACUAGCAGACUUGCUUCUGAGAUGGGGUGCUUGCCCUGAUGCCCGCAAUGCUGAAGGUUGGACCCCACUGCUGGCUGCCUGUGAUGCCCGCUGUCAGUCCCCCUCAGAUGCUGAGGCCACCACCCACCGCUGUUUCCAACUGUGCAGCUUGCUGCUCUCAGUUGGGGCAGAUGCUGACGCUGCCGACCAGGACAGGCAGCGGCCCCUGCACCUGGCUUGCCGCCGUGGCCACUCGGCCGUCGUGGAGCUGCUGCUGUCCUGUGGCGUCAGCGCUAAUGCCAUGGACUAUGGGGGACAUACACCUUUACACUGUGCUCUGCAAGGUCCAGAUGCAGCCCUGGCCCACAGCCCUGAGCGCAUGGUGCGAGCCCUACUCAACCAUGGUGCUGUCCGAGUCUGGCCAGGGGCACUGCCCAAGGUGCUGGAGCGCUGGUGCGUGUCCCCACGGACCAUCGAGGUCCUGAUGAACACCUACUGCGUGGUGAGGCUUCCCGAGGAGGCCAAGGGCUUGGUACCACCUGAAAUCCUGCAGAAGCACCAUCGGUUCUACUCUUCCCUCUUUGCCUUGGUGAGGCAGCCCAGGUCCCUGCAGCAUCUUAGCCGUUGUGCGCUCCGCUGUCACCUGAAGGGCAGUCUGCCCCGCGCGUUGCCACAGCUUCCCCUGCCGUCCAGCCUGCUCCGCUACCUGCAGCUGGAGUUUGAGGAUGUGCUUUACUAGGUGUGUGCUGCCCUGAGAACAAAGCUCCCCAAAGAGCACCUGCAAGGACACAAGCUAGGCCAUCUUGCCAGCACAAGGUCCAUCUUCAAGUCGGGAAUGGGUGCCUCGGUCCACACUUGAGAGAAGCAAACAGAUGAGCAUCCAGCUGAUACUGCUGCAGAGAGAGCACCUGUGCAGACCUGCAUGUGCAUUGGAAAUCUCCAGGCUGCAGCCGCAAUAACGGUGCUGAUGUUGUCUUAGCACUUGGGAAGUAGAGGCAGGAGGGUGGAGAGUGGCCAGAUCAUGCUACUUAGUGAGACUUCGUCUUUAAAAGAAAAUCUACACGUUGUAUGAUUUGGUAGUGUCUCCAACAAGUCUCCACCUCCCUUGAGAUGACUGGGUUGCCCCACUAGGCAAGUCCCGAGCCAACCUGCCCUUCUCCCUACACGAGAGUGAGAACUUGUCAGAGUAGGUGACCUGGGUUGGGCAGGGAGGAGGCAGGGGCAAAGGGAAGUUGGUGGCUGGGCCUGGAAGGGGUGGGAGAGCCCCUGGAGAAAAGGCUCAACAUAUGUGGGCUCUCUGAGCACCCUGCUUAGGAAAACAACCGUUUUUACCCAGUGCCUAACCCUGUAGGUCAGGGAGCAUCACCCAGUGCACGUCUGGUCCUGGCUCCUUUUCCUUUGCUUCUGUAGUUGUUAUUCUACAUAAAGGUGUUUUACCUUAA
Molecule: messenger RNA, 2204 nt
Organism: Myodes glareolus (Bank vole)
Lineage: Eukaryota; Metazoa; Chordata; Mammalia; Rodentia; Cricetidae
Gene: Asb10
Product: ankyrin repeat and SOCS box containing 10
Biological process (GO): intracellular signal transduction
Cellular component (GO): cytoplasm
Molecular function (GO): protein binding
Source: RefSeq, a predicted model, not a curated record